Molecule: messenger RNA, 1802 nt
Organism: Somion occarium
Lineage: Eukaryota; Fungi; Basidiomycota; Agaricomycetes; Polyporales; Cerrenaceae
Source: the annotation of a GenBank genome assembly
GAUGUUGUCUUGCGUCCGCGAUCCGGGCCUGUGAAUCAACUAGCACUGUGAAUCCUCCAUCCUAGCUACUCCCAUGCAGCAAUCCAAGUCCUAUGUCGCGCCCAAGGGCUCUUUGCUCGCGCGCCCUCCGCUUCCAGUCGAGCAUACAAAUCCGUUUAUCAAACUCAUUGAUCCACAGAGACCGCCCCCCGUAAAGUUCCAGGAGAUCGUUAGGGAUGGACAUGCAACUGUCGUUGCCCGAAUCAAAAUCCAAACGCCUGGAAGUCAUGCAUUCAUUCUGCGUCGAUUAGACACUGGCGCUAUCAGCCUCACGACCAUGUUCCGCGCUGCCUUCCCCACUGCACCCGAUGAUGCCGAGAAGGCAGAAGCGUUGUGGGUCAAGACCACUUACGAGGUAACCGGUGCAAACAAGUCCGGCAAGGCUCGUUUUGCUGGGACUUGGGUCACGCCUGAAGUCGCUCAGUCUUUGGCUGAGGGCUAUUCUCUGGCAGCCCUCAUCAAACCUCUCGUUUUGGCCACUCCCGAUCCCGAUGCUAUUCAUCGUAAACCGAAACAACAGCAACCUACUCCCGUCAGUUCUCCUGCGCAAUUAGUAUCCGCGACUACUCCCAAAGAACCAGGGCCUGCCCCGCCCAAACGCAGGAGAGAAGCAUCGCCUGCACGUAGUCCACAAACUACGCCUGCACCUGCGAAACCACCUUUGGUGGCCAAAGGUACCCCAUCGCCUUCUCGUGCUGAGAAGGUUGUCACCGAACCUACUCCCUCACGUCUCCCAGUCAGCACCAAACGCGCGGCUUCUCCCGCACGUCAGGUUCCCCCUCCUGCUACCCCACAAUCCUUGCGACGAUCGACCCGAUUGAAGAGUCCCGCACCUCCGUCUGGAGCUGUUUCUGCUCAGGCUACUCUCGUCGGAACUAUUUCCCCCAAGACCCCCAAGAUUCCUAUCAAGCCAGUUCACGAGGAGUUGACGCCUGGCGGUUCUGACGAAACCGCGGUCGAUGAGGAUGCUCUUCAUGCGGCGAGAGCGACCGAAGUAGAUAUGCAAGAAGAUAUUCGCGAGCAGAGAGAGCUCAUUGAACGUCUCAAAGCUGAACGAGCGGCCAAGGCUCAAGCACAGGCAGUGGCAACGCAAGAGGCACAGGAAAUGUCUGAUGAGGAGGCUACGCUGAUAGAGCCCAGUGCGGGUGCGGGUCCUAGCAAAGCACAGAAACGAGCACGUGAAGAGGAGGGACAGUUGAAGUUUAAUAUCAAGGAACCUGCCGAGUUGGAGGCGGAAGUUGAGGAGGAGCGUGCUGUUGUGACCAAUAGUAGGAUUCGGAAGGGUAUGGCGCCUGAGAGGAAGCAACUCGCUUGGGGGGCUUUGUUCUUUGCUGCUGGGUGGGGUGCGAUAUCCUUCUUGCCAAACUUGCCACAUUUCUUUUAGCAAGGGAGGGGGCCCUUUCCCGAAUCCGUGUGUUCUCGUCUUGAUUUUACCAGCUUCGUUGCCGUUACCGUAGAUAGUUCGUCUCUUCUCGUCUCUUUUUUCCUCCUCAAGCACGGUUUGUGGUAUUGCUGCUAUACAUACCUUCCCUACAUCCUCUGCGGGCUCUUUUUACCCAUGUAUUAACAGGUAACAUUUUUUUUUUCCUCCUCUCCUCUUUCAUACCUCCCCCCCCUCUUUUUAACUUUUGGCUCGCGACACCUCGAUUUCUAUAAUUCCGUUUUCGGUUCUUCCAUGUCGUCUCGAUUAUUACCAUUGUGAACAGAUGGAUGUCUAUACGUCUAUAUCACUAUUCUUGAUGAUAUGUUCAAUUCCCACCCCC